AUGUCAUUUGCAAAAAAAUUGGACCGAGCCGUCCAAUGGGCCGGCGAGAAGAUGGGCUCAGAGGCCAAAACUGCACACUCGGAUGAGUUCCAGAGGCUAGAAGCCGAAAUGGCACUUCGUCAAGAAGGAAUGGAAAGCCUACAAAAGGCGACUACCGCAUAUUCGAAAUGGAUCUCUCGUCGAUGUGAUGCAUCUGAGGACAAGAGUCGAGCUCCUCCGACCGCUGUGCUUGGUCGUGCCAUGGUAGCGCAUGGCAAUGAUUUCGAACCGCAUUCGGAGUUUGGCAAUCACCUUGUGGUCGUUGGCCGUGCCAAUGAGCGAAUUGCGAACCUACAUAGCAACUACACCGAAGACGUCAAUGCCAACUGGCUCCAUCACUUGGAUCGAAACGUCGCUAUGAUGAAAGAGUUUCAGGUAGUGCCCACCGGCUUUCUACUUAUUGAUGCCAUCACAUCGUUUGUACAGGAGAUGUUGCUAACAGUCUGGAUUUAUCAGGUGGCUCGCAAGAAGCUAGAGAGCCGACGCCUUGCUUAUGAUGCCAGUGUUGCCAAAAUGCACAAGGCUAAACGCGAUGAUUUCCGUAUCGAGGAAGAAAUGCGUGUCAGCAGAACCAAGUUUGACGAUGCUAGCGAGGAUGUUAUGCGUCGCAUGCAGGACGUUCAAGACACGGAGGCGGAGUCGAUUGGUGCCCUGAACUCAUUUUUGGAAGCUCAACUCAAUUAUCACGAAAGAGCCGCGGAGGAACUUCGACGUAUCCGCCAGUCACUAGUAGACGGCGGCCGAGCAGACUCACCCCAACUUGACGAAAUUCGCAUCUCCCGAGCCCGGUCUUCUACCUCAACCUCUUGGCACAAAACAAGACAAGUCUCUUCGGAGCAAUUGAGUCCAGCCGAGAGACUACCUAUUCGUCGCUUGGCAAGCUCCCAGGCUGCCCAGCCGCCCCCGCCUCUGCCGGCACCUUCCCAAGAUCCGCGCCAAUCGUUGGUCCGUGCUGCUACAUUUGGUGAACGAACUCCAUUAGCAUCUGCGGGCACUAGAAUGCCAUCUUUAGCGCGCACUGCGACUGACAGGAGUUCGCAUACUAGUCCUUCCGAGGAUGUUUUUAGAGAUGAUGAGUCUACCGGCAGCGGAGAUGGAAGCGCUGGAUGGGGCAAUCGUAGUACGAGUUCUGCUACCAGCUACGACAGCUCGUCUCGAAUGACAGGUGGCCAUGAAGUCAAGAAGGCGCCUCCUCCACCACCACCUGUGAAUAGAGCAAAGAAGCCGCCUCCACCACCCGUACCGGCUCGCCGGGCUCAUUUGGGAUAUUAA
Messenger RNA from Metarhizium brunneum ARSEF 3297, 1311 nucleotides. RefSeq lists its product as uncharacterized. Gene Ontology annotation, molecular function: protein binding. Gene Ontology annotation, cellular component: cytoplasm. The record is from RefSeq and is a predicted model, not a curated record. NCBI's taxonomy places the organism in Eukaryota, Fungi, Ascomycota, Sordariomycetes, Hypocreales, Clavicipitaceae.